GGCGGAGGUUCGUUUAGUCUUUUUCUGCCAUAUUAUGUUCAUUAGUCAAACUCGAAGACAAACCGGCCAAAGCUCCAAUUAUCCGGUUUUUGAAAUAAGGCGACGUUCUAGAACUGAAGAUUUUUUGAAGUGAGAAACAGAAAAGAGGAGAGAGAGAGAGAGAGAGAGAGAUUAGUCAAAUAAUGCCUACAAGCAGAAUCCACCAUCUUUGAAGCAGAGGAGUUCCCUCUGUUUUUCUGGUGCUAUAGGUCGAUAAAAAGAUGGCUGAUAAUGGAAGAGUACAUCCAGAGUGUGUUAAUGCUUCCAAUCCCUAUCAUGAAUGUGGGGUAGCUUGCCUUGAAAAAAUCUCACAAGGCCAGGGAAAGAAAGAGAAGAAAAAAUCAGAUUAUCGCAAUGGAAUAAAACAGGGUGGCUCUAUCAAAAAGAUGGACGGUGAAAGAAGAGUUGACCCAACUUGCCCUAAAGCCUCUAAUCCUUUCCAUCAAUGUGACAAAUAUUGCUCUUAUAGAACUGCUGAUGCCAGUCCUCGGGGGUUUAGCAAAGAAUCAGGCUCUUUCAUUCUCGAAGCUUCUCGAAGCUUUGGCAGAAAAAAGAAGGGAUCUGAAUCCCAGCCAAAGUCCCCUCAAAACAAUAUUUCUGCUGUUAAAGCAGUGCACCCUGCUGACACUCAGCCCCCUCGAUCACCUUUGCCCACUAAUAAAGGGGUGGAAUCAGUGAACAGUCAUUCUUCAUCAUCAUCCCUUCAACAUUCUGAAGAAGCUUACUCUCAAGGUCAUUCUUUUGACAAGGGACAAGCUCGAUCCACUGAAUCUGUGCCUACAUCUGGAAAUCUGACGCCUAAUGGUACCAAAAGCCUUUCACUUGGUAACCUUACCUGUUUUGCCAUUGCACCGCCAAGCAAUCCAGAGGACAAUGAAAAGCUUCAUGUUUCACCUGAGGAAGCUUCAUCUCCUAUUGCUAAGAAUAUGGAAAUCACUAAUGGUCCCACUGCUGAGUCUCUGAACUUCACUUUUUCAGGCAUUUCCCGAGCUUCAGAAGAGAGCGAUGAUGAAAUUGAGUCUGUUAUUUCUGAUUCCUGCGUCUCAAUAGGAAAAUAUCAUGUGAGAUCAAGUGCUGCCUCUACCUUACAGUUAAUCAUUGACAAGUAUGGAGAUAUAGCAGCAAACUGUCGGUUAGAAUCAGCGUCAUUGCGUGCAUAUUAUCUCGAAUGCCUUUGCACUGUGGUUCAAGAGUUGCAAUCCACAUCUCUUAGUCAGCUAACAAAAUCCAAAGUGAAGGAAUUUUUGGCUGUUCUCAAGGAUGUAGAGUCUGCACAAAUUGAUGUUAGCUGGCUGAGGAGUAUACUGAAUGGACUCACAGAAGCCAUGGAGCUCAAUAAUCAGCAACAAGCAGCCGAAGAAGCGAAAACCAACUGUGAUAAUGCUAUAGAAUCAACAAGGAAAGAUCUAGAAACCAUGGUGGAGGACUUAGCUAAAAAAGAAAAAGCAGUUGCAGACACCAAGGCACAAAUUGAGGAAACAAAGGCUCGCUUGAGUAAGCUUGAACUUGAAUCUUCUCAAUUGAGUGAUACUAUUUUAUCUGUCCGGUCGAAGGUCGAAAAAUUUCCAACCAAACCAUUGGCAGAUAAGAUCUUGUAACUUGGUAAGGAGGUAAAAAAAAUCAAAUAAUUUCAUGUCUUAAAUGUAUCUUGCUAUGUUCUUUAUUCUAUGUUGCAUUUUAAGUAAGUGUAUGAUGCAUAUAACUUUAUGGGUAUGGUAUUUGUAGUUCUUGAGAUAAGAUUGUGAUAUGGUCCAAAACCUAAGUAGUUGGUUUGAGGCCUUUUAGAUCA
Manihot esculenta (cassava) is the source of this 1828-nucleotide messenger RNA. RefSeq lists its product as uncharacterized. Bases 261 to 1637 code for a protein of 458 amino acids. NCBI's taxonomy places the organism in Eukaryota, Viridiplantae, Streptophyta, Magnoliopsida, Malpighiales, Euphorbiaceae. The record is from RefSeq and is a predicted model, not a curated record. The transcript has 5 exons.